AUGGCGCAACGAUGCAGAGCUGUGCAAAAGCUGGCCAUCCUUGUUGGUAAGUUGUCUCUGAGGGAGGGUUCCGUCAUUCCCGUAACGGAGACAGUAUGCAAAUUGAAGGCCAUUUAUAGGACCUAUACAGACAAGAGAACGCAGCGGCGACAGACACAAGAGAGUGCAGCGAAUGAGUCAGUUUCCUCCACUACCUUCUCCGGGGGAAUAUUUAUUUCUGAUGAUCAAUUGACCUACGGCGAUAGAACCACUCCAGGGCCUCUUGCACAAGGCUCGGCAUUCGGCACUUUUCCAGUUCUUGACUUGGCUGGCUCGGCCCCUAUUGCAUCUGAGUCCAGCGUCCGCUUGCCUUCGGAUUCCUCCCUGGGCCGCAAUGGACCGCAGUUGCCUACCCAAGGGACCAGGAAGCCUCGGUCGGGACACGAAGCAUCAAUUUCAAUCCCUCCUCAUCAGUUCCCGGGUCAUUCUUUGGAUUCGUUGGCCCACAAAAGACAGCUAGCUGCGACAGAAUAUGGUCGAUUCCGUGCUUUUGUGUCUGACAGCUUUGGAUCUUAUGCUCCUUGUUUUGCCGGCGACGGUCAUUCGCGCUUGCCUUCAGAUAGUGUAGCUGCUCGCCAGGCGCCCUCUUCUGCAAUAGGCAACAGUGCAGCACAGCCAAAUGUCUCUCUGGAAAGUCGACGCACUCGAGAUCUGGAAAAGGAGUCCACAAAGAUUGGGGCAGAAGACCUUCAAUACCUGAAUGCCAAAGGAGCUUUUGACUUGCCGAAUCGCAGAUUGCAAGAGGAAAUGGUCGAUGCCUUUUUUACAUGGGUCCACCCCCUUUUGCCAGUUUUAAAUCGGACAUCAUUCCUCAAGGACUUUCGAAAUAACAAGCCUCUGAGUUUGCUACUCUUGUUUGCCGUAUUCACUGCUGGAUGCAAAGGCUGUCGAAAUCCCUUGCUUAUGGACAAAUGGGGCACCAAUAUUAGCAGCGGAAGAUAUUACUAUAACGUGACCAAAACGUUACUCAACACGAACUAUGAGCCCGACAAGCUGAUACAGAUCCAGGCACUUCUGCUCAUAACAUGGUGGUGGGACAAGAAAGAUGAUGGAGGACAAAAUAUGCGAGGUUGUGCUGUCAACGCGCUUAACAUGGCAGAAUGCAUUGGGAUGAAUCGGUGGGAUCAAUAUCCAAGGAGUGAUCGUGUUGAAACCGGCCUUUGGAAGAGAGUAUGGUGGGGGUGCAUCGUAAGAGACUGCAUGGCGUCGACGGCGCACGGCCUCCCGCGAGCAUCAAAUCUCCUUGAGUGUGAUGUACCAGCGUUAGAAUUCGAUGAUUUCGUCGAAGAAGGGGGUUUCUCGAUCGGGGGACAAGUCUCUCCCUACACGUUGGAGGAGAUGCACUUUUACAUGGAAGAAAUAACACUCUGCGACCUCAUGGGCGACAUCUUCUCACAGAUUGCCUCACCGAACAAUACGCCUGGCCAAUCCAUGCAAGGCACUUACCCAAGAGUCCAGGCUGACGAUGGUCUCAACAAUGAGUGGGAUCAAUGUUUGCAAUCGUGGUAUUCUAGCAUUCCCCCCGAGUUGGAAUAUGAUGUGAACGACGUGCAAAGCCACCGGUUCCUCCGAGCCUUUCUUCAAGUAUUGUUCUUUACGAUUAUCUGUAUACGCUACCGAAUCGGCUCUCUGUCAGAUGCAAAUUGUCCCAAAGCUCGCUACAGCCGAACGCGAGGUUUCCUUGCGGCCACAAUGAUCACCAAGGUGGUCAGAAACCUCAAGUCUCACGAUCAAAUAAUGAAGUGCCCUGGGUUCCUCACCCACUCUCUGUUCCUUUGUCAAAUCUUCCACAUGAUGGAAGCACAAGAACAUAAUCCAGUUGUGACCGAGGAUGCACAAAGGAAGUAUACGCUUUGUCUUAACACCUUGUACGAUUUUAGUCAGCUGUGGAUCAGUGCCUCCUUGAUACAUCGGCUAUUCGAAGCUCUGCAAUCGCAGUUGUUUAAGUCUCACAAGCAGAUUCCAUUAGCUUCAGGGGCACCAGCGAAGGCCUGGUACCCUGCGGGUGUACAUACGUCAGAAGACCUGGGGGAAAUCCAUGUCCAAGAGCUUCUUGCCGAUCGAUUCUCCCUCACGGAGCCCCAGGAUCGCGGCGACUGGUUUAGCAGCGGAGUUCAAGGGCCGGCUUAUAAUUAUUCUGCGUCUGAUCUUCAGCAACUUCAAGAGCAGUAUGAUCCAAUGAUCUCCCAAGGGGACCAGCCGUUUCCCGAUUCUCUAGACGUUUACGAUUGGUAA
Messenger RNA from Fonsecaea multimorphosa CBS 102226, 2274 nucleotides. RefSeq lists its product as uncharacterized. NCBI's taxonomy places the organism in Eukaryota, Fungi, Ascomycota, Eurotiomycetes, Chaetothyriales, Herpotrichiellaceae. Gene Ontology annotation, biological process: DNA-templated transcription. The record is from RefSeq and is a predicted model, not a curated record. Gene Ontology annotation, molecular function: zinc ion binding; DNA binding. The coding region runs from base 1 to 2274 and encodes 757 amino acids. The transcript is spliced from 9 exons.